This is a messenger RNA of Eubalaena glacialis (North Atlantic right whale), 884 nucleotides long. RefSeq lists its product as uncharacterized. The record is from RefSeq and is a predicted model, not a curated record. NCBI's taxonomy places the organism in Eukaryota, Metazoa, Chordata, Mammalia, Artiodactyla, Balaenidae. The coding region runs from base 408 to 671 and encodes 87 amino acids. The transcript is spliced from 3 exons.
CCCUGUGACGUAACGUACCGGUCUGUUUCCGGGGUGGAGCCAGGGAGGGUGGGCGUUUAGGCUGCGCCGACCCCUCAGCCCCCCUCCAGGUGACCCCAAUCCCCGAAAAUCCUCACCCGGGGCCCCAAAUAUCCCAGCCCCAUGACCUCGAAGGCCUUUGGCUCUAACCCCCUAAAUGCCCCAUGCCCCUGAGGUGCCCGACCUCCCAAUCCCUUAACGUCUGGUGCCUCCCAAAUAUUCAAUCCAACCCUGUCCCGAUGUGGCAACUGAGUCUUCCCGGGGGCACCUGUCUCAUAUUACCCGAGAACAAGUCAGACUGGUCCAGAGAAUGACAGAGAAGGGAACCGGGAUUGGGGAAACCUUGAUCCAAUCAUGCCGCUCCCCAGGAGACGUUCGGAACCCAGGACAUGUCGGGAUUGAGGAGAUACGAGGUGGCGCUGGAGGCUGAGGAGGAGAUCUACUGGGGCUGUUUCUACUUUUUCCCCUGGCUGCGCAUGUGGCGGAGGGAGCGGAGCUCAGCGCACCCUCGGGAGCAGAAGCUGGAGCCUCUGCGGGGCCUGAUGAGCUGUCUGUCAAGCGGACUGGGCACUGCUCCCCAGCGCUCCGGUCGCAGCCUCCCCCGCCGCACCCCCGCUGCCACUGCCCAGCCAGCCGGUGCAUUAAAGAUUUAAACCGAAGCCACCGUCCUGCCCUCCUGAUUCUGCCGCCGCUGCCGCCAUUCGGGCUGGGAGCCCCUCUCCACGCCGGCUGUUUCCGUAUUGACAGGGCCUCUCUCCCUGAUGGGGUGUCCGUCCGUGUCCAGGCUCCCAUUAUUCCUAAGGGCCCCUCAUCAGAGUCAGGCCUCCCCUUACUACCAGUGAUUGCCUUCCACCACCUAAGCCCCC